AUGCGGUGCCCAGCGAGCCCUGCUCGCAUCCUCACGCUCCUUUCUCUUGCCAUCCUUUUGUCCCACUUCACGCUUGUCAACGCCCAAACCUCGACUACUACCGCACCCACCGACUCCGUGGUCCUCCCGACCCCCACGUCUUCCUCGACCUCGGAUGUUUCUUCUGCGCCUGCCACCAGUACCAGCGAGACGACGUCAGUCAGCUCGGCCACAGACUCUGCUCCGUCGUCUUCCUCGGAUGCCCCGCCGACCUCGUCCUCCUCUUCUCAGGAUGUGUCCAGCAGCGCUACCUCUUCGUCUACCUCUGACGUCGCGUCGUCCUCGUCCUCGUCCUCUGUAGAGAGUACCUCAUCCUCGAGCUCUUCGUCGUCCUCGUCGUCCUCGUCCUCGUCUUCAUCGUCCUCUUCGUCGUCCACCACAUCUUCUACUCUCAGCUCUUCGUCCACGUCGAAAACGCCCUUCUUUGCCACCUCCACCCAGAUGACUACAGCUAGCUACAAAUCCGUCGCGACCGAGGGCAUUGCUAGAACGAGCGCAUCCUCUACUGUCAGCGUAGCGGGCGCUGCCUCCACCGGAAGUUCAGCAUCAUCUUCAAACGGCUUCUUUUCCAACAAAUCCGCUGUUGCAGGCGUGUUCAGCGUGGUCGGCAUCAUCGGCGUGCUGAUCAUUAUUGCCAUCGUCCAAAAGAUCAUCCGGAGCCGUCGGUCCCAUCUCAACGACGAAGAGGACCAAUACUUCGACAAGAACAUCAGGCCCCCGGCUGACUACUCGGAUUCGCCCCCAGCCAGCGAGCUCGGCCAUGGUACACUCCAGGCGGUGGCUGACGACGCAUAUCCCGACCGCUCUACCCACUUCGGCAUGCCGUCUGCCUUCGAUGAUACCCAGACGCGCGACUCGAUCGUUGAAUACGCCAAGGGUACCGCUAUCGCCGCCGCUCGCCACCAAGAGGGACCGUACCAGUACCAGGAGGGGUCGUACCAGUACAGCGGCCAGACAGGUGCCUAUGAGAACAACUUCACGAACGCGCAUUACCAGACGCAGUUCGCGGACGUGCCGGGCAACUACGCAUCUGCGCACCCGUAUGGCAUCGCCAGGCCCGAGACGGCGGCGCCGAUGGCACACAACGGCUACCACGGGUACGCGCAAUAG
Molecule: messenger RNA, 1149 nt
Organism: Rhodofomes roseus
Lineage: Eukaryota; Fungi; Basidiomycota; Agaricomycetes; Polyporales; Fomitopsidaceae
Exons: 3
Coding region: 1-1149 (382 amino acids)
Source: RefSeq, a predicted model, not a curated record